UUUUUAUGCAAACCCGACAGGUAUAGUUUCGGAUUACUUCAGACACUUCGAGGAAAAUAAAAACAAAAACAUCAAAUAAGAAAUGGCAGAUGAACUUUUACCACUUUUAGGCAUUCAUGUACCACCUAACGAUGAUGACAGCUCUGACAGCAACAGUGCUGGAACAGAUGAAGAAGAGUCUGAGAUGGAACAGGAAGCUGAUGUUGCUAAUGGUAACCAACAGGAAGCUGAGGGUGGCAAGAAAAAAGAUAAAAGAAAAGCCAAGAAAUCAAGUGAAGCAUCCAGAAGCAUGUCCUUUGAUUCCUCACUUCCUAGCUCUCAUACUUACUUAGGAACUGACCUUGAAGAAAUCAGUGGUAGAACAAUUUUGGAAGAUGAUUCAGUGAUAGAGCUUCCACUAGUUACCCUUCCAGGAACUAUAUUGGUUCCUGGCCACAUUAUACCACUAUACUCUCAUAUGCCACAAGAAGUGGCCAUGCUGAAAAGUGUGUUGGAUUCUUCAGACAAAACAUUUGGUGUGGUUGCUCUUAGAAUGGAUGAGGAUCAUCGUUAUGAUAUAGCAGGUAUAGGUACAACUGCUGAAAUAUACUCGGUUAAAAAUGAGAUGGAUGAUGCUUCAGGUAUAUCAACAAUAACAGUACUUGCCCAGGGCAGACAGAGGUUUGAACUGAAAGAAUAUAGAAGAACAAUAACUGGUAUCAUAAUGGGAACAGUGAAGAUUUUACCAGAUACAGAGUUAAAUGAUGUGUUUGAAGGUGUACGGCCUCAUAUACACUGUAAACUAUGUUGUCUGGAGGACAAUGAGGAAGAUUUCAAGGUGGCAAUGGAUAGACAAGGUCGUAUCAUCUCAUGUGUAAAAAUGACCCCAAAAUCGAAGAUUAACAGAUUUAGUGCUGCAAAUUUCACAUGGUGGCCACCGUGGGUGUAUAAAAUGUACGACACUGAAUUGUUAAUGAAGAGGGUGAAGACAGAGUUACAGAAGUGGGAUGAUACCCUUAGUUCCAGUAAACUACCUAGUGAUGCCACCAAAUUAUCUUACUGGGUUACACAAAAUAUACCAUUAAAUGAUAGCCUAAAAUUACACCUGUUAAGUAUAAAUAAUGCUGUUCAAAGAUUAAGAUGUGCUCUACAUAUUAUUUGUAAGUGUUCUGUUUUAAGUUGCAAAGAUUGCAAUGAGCAGAUAGCAGAUAUGUCUAAUGUAUUUAGUAUGUCUGUAUCUGGACCGCUGUCAGCAUAUGUUAAUCCAGGAGGUCAUGUACAUGAAACUGUCACUGUACAUCAAGCUAUUAACUUAAAUCUGAUUGGACGACCUUCAACUGAACACAGCUGGUUUCCAGGAUAUGCAUGGACUAUUGCACAGUGUAAGAGAUGUUCAAGUCAUAUGGGAUGGAAGUUUACUACAAAAAGAAAAGAUUUGAUUCCUCAGAAAUUCUGGGGAUUAUGUAGAACAUCACUUGUUCCUGGAAUAUCUGACAGGGAGCAGAAAGAUCAAGUUGACUGGACACCUGUUAUGUGAUUUAUAAAAGUUUACACACACAAAAAACAGUCUAUCAAUUACAAGUCAUGUAAUUUAUAAAAGUAAUGUCUGGCAUUACUUGUGUAACAUUGACAAUAUCUACAAUACUUAUUUUAUAACCAUUUAACCAUUCAUUCUUAAGAAACUAGACAACAGUUGUGGAACUGGAUAACUAGACAACAGUUUCUUUUAUCAAUUUUGAAUCCUGAAACAACUUGUGAACUAAAAAGAUAAAAAUUCUUAUCAAUGUUGUUGGUUAAGCAAAGUAUGGUUUUUGAUGCUUACUGCUAAAAAUAAGAUUUAUUUUGGCUUAAGGUACACACAUGGAAAUACAACAACAUGUAAUGAAACAUUAUAUGAGCCCAAUCACAUGACACAGUUUCAACAGCAAGGAUAACACAAAAAAGGGUACCCCCUAGUGGUUCCUAAGUUUUUGUGGCACAACAUAGAAGGGUGUGGCAAUUAUGACAAAGAAAUGCAUAUUCUUGUGAAUAGUUAUGAAAAUGUUAAUUGGAAGCAAAUUUUUUUAAUGUUGAUGAAAUUCGGUAAUCAAUGAAUCAUGUAAUGUUAAAUAUAUUAUAUAAAGUAUUAAUUUAUAUACUGAAGACAAUGGAGUCUUGCUUUGCAGAAUGUAAUGUACCCCAGGUUUUUGUUAAAUACUGUUAAUGUGUAUGCUCCCUGUUGUGUAAUAUACAUUGUAUAAUUAUAAAAAAAAAUUUGAUAUGAUCUAUUGUGCUGUAAAUUAAAAUUGGAUACUUGGCCUAUAAAUCUAUAUAUAUAGCAAUUUCUAGUCUUUCAGAUAUACAUGUGUUUGUGGUAUGUUUGAGUUAAACAUAUUUAUUGUAAUAAUAAUUGCUUUAGAUUUCAUAAUUGAAAUUAUUGCAGAUGAAAAAGAAGAUAUAACAAUAUUUGUUUGAAGUAUUAAUUUUUUCAUAUAACUUUCUAUGAAGCUUUGAAAGCUUCAAAAUACAUGAUAUAUGAUACUUUUCUAGCUUAAAAUAUCAACUUUAUUAUGUACUGUUUGCUUAUAUUGUAUAGACAGGAGUUGUUUUGUAGUUUUAUAUAAGUUGUUGGUCUUAUUAGAUUUAAAAACUGCUUUGAUCUAUUUAGUUGACUCACUAAAAUCUAUUGCUUUAUGAAAUACUUUUAAAUGUCUUAAUCACACUGCAAGUGUUUUUAGUGUAAUCAUUCAUGUUUUUAUAUUGAAAGUGCACCUCACAGACUGUGUUUAUGUUGGUAUAGUUAAUCCACAUUUCUGUUUUAGAUACAUUGUACAUGUAUUAUAUAUCCUUAUUGUUCAGCUUUAAGUGAAAAAAAUAAAUGGAUUGAUUUGAAGAAAGAAAGAAAUAUGUGACAUGCUGUUUUUUUCUACAUGAUAAGAGUAUUUGCUACAAUAAAAAUUUUUAUGGAUGAUUGAUAACUAAUAUUUUCAGCAUUCUGAAAAUUUGAAGGAAUGUUGAAAAACUUAAAGAUCUACUCUGCUCAAUUUUGAUAUUUGAAAAUAUUGCUACACAGUUUCUUUGUAAAUAUAAAACAAACAUGUUUGGACUAAACACAAAGUAGAUAUGUUAUGUUUUAAAUUCUACACCAUAGGUGGUGACAAUACCUAUGUAUAAAGUCAUUAAAAAACUGGCAUUUUUUUUAAGAAAAGACCAACUUUACUUGACCGGUCAUAGAGAUUGCAACUUCCCAUAUAUAGUUUAUUCCUUCUUUAUUUUAAAUAAGACAUAUUCAGCAAGAAUUGCAUACCGUAUAACUGGUUAUUUCUGCGGGUGCAAAUUUUUGCGUUUUGGACUGGAAAAGGGUAUAUUAAUUUUUGCGAAUUUAAUUUCUGCGUUUUUCAUCAAAAACUUUUAUAAAAUUUAAUUUCUACGUUUUUCUAUUAAAUUUACAGCAUACAAACACAAUCUUACUAAACUUAUUAUGGGAUAAACUACAUGUAAAAUCCUUUGUGAUAAUUGACUACACCGAGAAAGCGUUAUAAACAUCUCACAUUUCUUUAUUAUACAAUACAAUACAGUUUAUUUUGCAACGUUUCUAGCAUAAUAAUAGACGAUUUUCACUAGAGCUAAAGGCUACCAGCGGGUAGUGUGUAUUGAUUAAUUUAACAGCUAAAUUGAGGUGACAAACGGGGUAAAUUACAUAUAAAACUAGGAAAUAUUUUCGAAUUUAAUUUUUGCGGUAGGAAGGGGCCGGCAAAAUAUCGCAGAAAUUAGCUAUCCGCAGAAAUAACCAGUUAUAUUUCAAUAAAUUUCUGUGAUUAAGAUAUUUUACUCGAGGAUGAGCAUAGUAUAUCAUUAACAUUUAUGAUUUUAUUACCCUGUAAACUUUUUAGUUUAAAAUGUUUUACUUUGAACCCUUACAACAUGUUAUAUUUAAACAAGUGACAAAAUAACUACAUGUAAUAUUGUGAAUAUGGAGAUAGAAGAAAUAAAUGACUGUGAUUUUUUCAA
This is a messenger RNA of Ruditapes philippinarum (Manila clam), 3969 nucleotides long. Its product is annotated as protein cereblon-like. The record is from RefSeq and is a predicted model, not a curated record. The transcript has 9 exons. Bases 83 to 1516 code for a protein of 477 amino acids. NCBI's taxonomy places the organism in Eukaryota, Metazoa, Mollusca, Bivalvia, Venerida, Veneridae.